This is a messenger RNA of Cucurbita maxima (winter squash), 1797 nucleotides long. Its product is annotated as polyadenylate-binding protein RBP47B'-like. Gene Ontology annotation, cellular component: cytosol. The record is from RefSeq and is a predicted model, not a curated record. Lineage: Eukaryota; Viridiplantae; Streptophyta; Magnoliopsida; Cucurbitales; Cucurbitaceae. The transcript is spliced from 9 exons. Bases 226 to 1497 code for a protein of 423 amino acids. Gene Ontology annotation, molecular function: mRNA binding.
UACUAGUUGGGAGACCUAUCGAAGUUCCGGCGCCAGGGAAGCCCUAGCAGUGCCAACUGCCAAAACUCCGCAGAGCCCUCAGCGAUCACCCAAGUUUUGCCCCCAAAAUCUCUGGAUUCACCCAAGUUGGAGCAUCAUACGCAGUGCACGAACAAUCCUACAAAGUUCACGGAGCAUCUGCAAUUCGUUGAAAGAAAGUAAAAAAAUAAUGCGUCAAUAGAUACAAUGGCAGCUAUGGCUGGCCAACCAGCGCACCAUCAACCAACUACGGUGGAGGAAGUUAGAACACUUUGGAUAGGGGAUUUGCAGUACUGGGUCGAUGAGUCUUACCUUAAUUCUUGCUUUGCUCACACUGGCGAGGUUAUGUCAAUUAAAAUCAUUCGCAAUAAGAUCACUGGACAGCCUGAGGGUUAUGGGUUUGUGGAGUUUGUAUCUCAUGCAGCAGCAGAAAGAAUUUUGCAGACGUACAAUGGUUCUCAGAUGCCCGGAACUGAGCAAACUUUCAGGUUGAAUUGGGCAUCUUUUGGAAUUGGAGAAAGGCGCCCUGACGCUGGCCCUGAGCACUCUAUUUUUGUUGGGGAUUUGGCUCCUGAUGUUACAGAUUAUCUGUUGCAGGAGACCUUUAGAGUGCAGUAUCCAUCUGUUAGGGGUGCUAAAGUUGUUACUGAUUCAAACACCGGACGUUCAAAGGGAUAUGGGUUUGUUAAAUUUGCUGAUGAAAAUGAAAGGAAUCGAGCUAUGUCAGAAAUGAAUGGUGUUUAUUGCUCAACUAGGCCUAUGCGUAUUAGUGCAGCAACACCCAAAAAGACCAUUGGUGUUCAGCAGCAAUAUAGUCUAGGUAAAGCAAUGUACCCAGUUCCUACCUACACUUCACCCGUGCCUGUGCUUCCUGCAGAUUAUGAUGCAAAUAACACAACUAUCUUUGUUGGUAACUUGGAUCCUAAUAUUACAGAGGAGGAGUUGAAGCAAACUUUUUUGCAGUUUGGUGAGAUUGUUUAUGCAAAAAUUCCUGCUGGGAAAGGCUGUGGUUUUGUACAGUUUGGUUCGAGACCUUCAGCUGAAGAAGCCAUCCAAAAGAUGCAAGGAAAGGUAAUCGGUCAGCAAGUGGUUCGUACUUCUUUGGGUAGAAAUCCGGCUAUCAAGCAGGACUUGGCUACUUGGGGUCAGCAAGUUGAUCCAAACCAGUGGAGCGCUUACUAUGGUGGCUAUGGUGGAGCUUAUGAUGCUUAUGGAUAUGGAGUCGUACAAGAUCCAUCUUUAUAUGCUUAUGGUGCAUAUUCGGGUUAUACCUCGUAUCCUCAACAGGUUGAUGGUGUACAAGAUUUGGCCGCUGUAGCUGGUGCUGUUCCUGCUGUGGAACAGGCAGAGGAAUGGAAUGAUACGCUGGACACACCAGAUGUUGAGUUUUUAAAUUAUGCAUACCUUUCCAAACAUGAAAGCGCCAUUUUAGGCUGGCCCUUAUGGUUGACCACCUCUUCACUGGUUAAGAAAACGUGAAGUUGAUGAAUCUUCUUGGUCGUGGUCUGCGAUCAUUAGGCUGUCGAUGCCUGACCAUACUCGGGUCAAUGAUACCAACAUCAUACUGUUGCCUGUGCCCUUCGGAGUACAGUGAGUUGGUUUAAUUUAAUAAUUUGUUCUCCUCUAUAGGAACGAGGUUGUCGGGGUUAGGCGCUUUAAUGCUCUAUAUAUAAUGAUGGAUCUGCUAUUUUGAAAUGGAGUUUUCAUACCAGGAGAACUUUUGGUGUGAUAUGUACCUUGUAUCUUGUUUCAUAUUCAUAUUGUUAACUGAUUUAUGUU